Cydia amplana is the source of this 1443-nucleotide messenger RNA. RefSeq names its product juvenile hormone esterase-like. The coding region runs from base 1 to 1428 and encodes 475 amino acids. NCBI's taxonomy places the organism in Eukaryota, Metazoa, Arthropoda, Insecta, Lepidoptera, Tortricidae. The record is from RefSeq and is a predicted model, not a curated record. The transcript is spliced from 9 exons.
AUGAUGAAGGUACUGCUGCUGCUGUGUGCUGUAGCGUCGGGUGCGCUGGCCGACCACCUCCAUCACCCAGAGCUUUGCAAUUUUUACAGCUCACGCAAGUUGCCAGUGGUAGUGUUCAUCCAUCCGGGUGGGUUCUACUCGUUCGCGGGCCGCUCCGAUCUCUUCGGCCCGCACUACCUACUAGAUCGCGACCUGGUGCUUGUCACUCUCAACUAUCGCCUUGCGUCUCUUGGUUUCUUGGCUACUGGCGACGCAGUAGCGCCCGGUAACAACGGCUACAAGGACCAAGUGUCGGCGCUUCGUUGGGUGAAACGAAAUAUUGCUGCGUUCGGCGGUGACCCGGGAAAAGUCACCAUCGCUGGGUGCAGUGCUGGAUCUAGAAGCGUCAUACUGCAUAUGAUAUCGCCGAUGUCUAAAGGCUUGUUUCACCGUGGCAUCGCGAUGUCAGGCUCCCCAGUAGGGAAGGCAGCCGUGCCGCCGCACCAGCUCGACCUGGCGCAGAAGCAGGCUGCCCUACUGAACUGCCCCACCAACUCCUCGCGCGCCAUCGUCGACUGCCUUAAGACCAAGACCUGGCAGGAGAUUGGCAAUUCGCUGAACGGCUUCUGGACAGGUGAUACAGAUGCUGUUAGUUUUUGGACCGCCAUCGUGGAACCUGAUGUAGGGCAACCGCGGUUCCUUGCCGUGCAACCUGAUGAGGCCGUGCGCCAGGGGCACUUGCACGCCGUACCACUGCUUAUUAGCCAAACCGAGGACGAGUUCUUUUGGAAGGCAUUUGCCGUUACCAAGAAUAAAACACGACGAGACCGUAUGAACACUGAAUGGGAGAAGAUCGCCCCAGUAUCGUUCGCGCUGCCAGAACAAAACUCUUCAGCGGCCAGUCGCCGACUCAGACAAGCGUAUCUCGGCGGCAAACCGAUAGAAGACACGCCUGAAAGCAGCAGAGCUCUAGGGAAGUUGUAUGGAGACAGCUGGAUUGGACUGAAUGUGCAUAGAAUGGCAAACCUGAUGUGCCGCCACUCUCCCCAACCCGUGUGGUACAGCGUGUUCAGUUACAUCGGUAACAACAGCUUUUAUCAAGAUCCGACCACCCAUAAACCCAGGGGCGCGGCACACCACGACGACACGAUCUACGUGUUCUCGGAGAGCUACCUGCGGCCGCCGAUCAAGGCGCGCUCGCCGCCGCCGCCCGCGCCGCAGGACCAUCUCAUGGUGGAGCGCAUGACCGCCAUCUGGUACACCUUCGCCAAACACGGCAAUCCAAAUCCUCGUAAAGGCGAGUUGCCGGAGCUGUGCUCGCUGCACUGGCCAGCCAUGCAGCCUGAGGACAGGAAGUACCUGAAGGUGGACCAGCAGUUCUCCGUGCACGAGAAACUGCACGAGAACCGGCUGCGAGUCUGGGACGAGCUCUACCCCAUGCAAUAUUAAACAUCAUCUAAUGCU